Rubroshorea leprosula is the source of this 1298-nucleotide messenger RNA. The record is from the annotation of a GenBank genome assembly. Lineage: Eukaryota; Viridiplantae; Streptophyta; Magnoliopsida; Malvales; Dipterocarpaceae.
GAAAAUAUAGACUAAACCAGUACAAACCCCAUGGCUAAAUUGAUCCCCUGGAGUUACUAUAAAAAAAAAGAUCCCACAGUGUUGAUUUUAUGAAAGCUGGGUGACCACCCUUGACAUUUUCCCUUGUGUUUUUUGUUGGGACAUUGGACGGUUUUUCUCGCCGGGCUUGCGCGGCUUUUAAGUUUUUGAAUCCACAUCCUCUCCGUAUCCACCCUUUUUUCCUAUUUUUAUUCGAAUUCCUCUCCAUGGAUGAAGCAGUAAGUCCGAGGCAGAGAGCGACAAUGAUAAACCGUCUUCAGUCUCCGACCACUGCCUUUUUUUUGCGCUCCAACGAUGACAAACUCGAACGCGCACAGGCACGCGCAGCCGCACGCGCCGCUGCAAUCCGCCCAACAGCCCCCGUAACCAAUCCUCCUUCACCGCCUUCCGAUUAUUGUCUCAGCAAACAACAAAUCAUCGACUUGUUCCAGAACUGCAUUAAACUUGCCAGCGAAAAUAAAAUAAACCAGAAGAAUACUUGGGAGUUGAAGCUUAUUGAUCAUCUUAGUGAUAUCAUCAAAGUUGAUGCUGCAGAAGCUGAUUCACAGACUAAUUUCCAAAGGGCAAGUUGCACGCUGGAAGCCGGCGUGAAAAUUUACUCUGUCAGAGUGGAUGCUGUGCAUGCUGAGGCCUAUAAGAUCUCACCACUGUCAACAUUGGAGUGCUCGUUUGAAGCUCUUAAUGCAAAGAAGUUUGAGGUUGCAUUUCUAGCGGAUCCUUUAUGUCAGCAAACAUCUGCACAAUUUGAUGAAGGUGGGGCAAAAGGCCUUCUAUUGAAUAAUCUGGGAGUAUAUCGAGGUUGUAGGGUACUCUUUGAUUCUUUUGAAGUGCCUGGGAAGUGCAAAUCGUGUUCAGUUCAAAAUAACUCCUUGGACAUGAUUGAUAUCUCAUUUGCAGAAGGUGUGCCAUGUACACACACAUUUUCCUCCAAGAAUCCAUUCAAGAAAGCUGACUUCACAUCAAACUGAAAAACAGACCACUUAUGUUGAGCAACUAAAGUUAAAACAGUUCGAAUAGUAUCAAACCUGGCAACCGGUGCAAAAGUUUCGUCAAAAUCCACACCUUAUUGCUGCAUGUAACCUCUAGCAACCAACUAAGCCUUGUGUUUAUGAACUGACCCAUCAGAAUUGUACUUAGUCUUGUAUACUCACUUUAGACUUACAACUUUGUUGUCUUUAGGCAAGUCCACAAGCUCCCAUGUUUGAUUUCUUUCCAAAGCCUCUAUUUCCUCAUUUGUAGUUUUGCACCAUUUUCUAUUC